This is a messenger RNA of Calliphora vicina (urban bluebottle blowfly), 2078 nucleotides long. Its product is annotated as glucose dehydrogenase [FAD, quinone]-like. Lineage: Eukaryota; Metazoa; Arthropoda; Insecta; Diptera; Calliphoridae. The transcript has 3 exons. Bases 119 to 2029 code for a protein of 636 amino acids. Gene Ontology annotation, molecular function: flavin adenine dinucleotide binding; oxidoreductase activity, acting on CH-OH group of donors. The record is from RefSeq and is a predicted model, not a curated record.
CCUUUUUAUCAUUUGUGGUUUGAUAAAAAUAAAAUCUUUAAAAAUAAAAGAACUUCUUAAUUUGUCAGUAUUAACUCUGGAGUAGGCCCACAUACAACGGGCUGUAUAACAUUUCAAAAUGAAAUGGCUGGACGUUUUCAUUAUACAGCUGUUAUGGAUUAUUUUAAAAAAUGUUCAACUGGUGGACUUGUAUGUGCUGAAAGGUUUUGCCACCAACAAUAAUGCAACCUCUAACAAACUUGAAUAUGUGGAUAAUUUGCUGCAGCAGCUAUUUGAUGCAGUCACAAGUAAAAAGUUGGAAUUAGAAGAUUCUGAAUUAUGGCCUAAAGAUUAUUCCUCUGAAUUUGUGAAGCAUGGCCAAAUGACCUUUGAUUAUAUAGUGGUGGGGGCUGGUACAGCAGGUUCUGUGGUGGCUAGUCGUUUAAGUGAAGAUCCCCAUGUAAAAGUUUUGGUUUUAGAGGCUGGCGGUGAUCCGCCCCUAUUGUCGGAGAUUCACACUCUCUCCUUGCAAUUGCUAAAUACUCCUUAUACUUGGAACGACUAUGCCGAGCCCAAUCCAUCAUGUUGCCAAGCAAUGAAAGAGGGGCGCUGUUAUUGGCCUAGAGGAAGAAUGAUUGGCGGUACUGGAGGCAUAAAUGGCAAUAUCUUUCUAACCGGUCAUGCCGAUGAUUUUGAUGAAUGGCAACAGCAGGGUAAUAUAGGCUGGUCUUGGAACGAUGUCUAUCCGUUCUAUGAAAAAGCCACCCAAGAAUUAGAUAAUAAAACCUGGCCUUUGGGUUCUUUAACCUUAAAUUAUUUCCAACGUUUGGAUGAUUAUCACAUACUUAAAGAACUAAUGGUAAAUGCCACCAAUGAAGCGGAAAAGUUAUUAAAAACCAAAAGUCCUGGUUAUAUGGAAAAUAUAUUGGCAACCAUAGAUCGUGGAAAAAGGAUGAGUACGGGUAAAACUUAUUUGGGUAGAGUUUCUCAUAGACGUCACAAUCUACAUGUCAUAAAACACAGUGUGGCCUCAAAAAUUCUCUUUCAUAAUGGCGGCAAAGCUACAGGAGUGGAGUUUGUUUUGAAUGGCACUCAGACGUUGAGAGCAAGAGCUCGCAGGGAGGUUAUAUUAAGCGCGGGCACCUUUAACUCCCCCAAAUUGUUAAUGUUAUCGGGUGUAGGACCGCCCGAACACUUAAAAAGUUUAAACAUACCCGUGUUGAGAAGUUUGCAGGUGGGACAAAAUCUUCAAGAUCAUGGCAUGAUGCCACUAGUGUUAAAACUUACUAAAAAUAUACCCCUUAACACAGAUGACUCUAGUCCGGUUUCAAUAUUUGAUUAUUUAAUGUAUCAAAAGGGUCCAUUAGCAAGCAGUUCCACCUUAGUGGGUUUCAUUAAUACUCUAGAUGCGAAGCAGCCCAAUAAAUCAGAUAUUAUGUUGGUAACACACUUUAGUAAGCCCACUAAAGGCUCUAAUGUUUUUGAGUUUCUACAAUUUAAGCAAGAUUUGGUGCAAAAGUUUUUAAAUAAAUUGGAAAAUCACACUAUAUUGGAAAUACAAGGUCUGAUAAUCAAAUCAAAAUCAAGGGGCUUUAUAAAACUAAAAUCCACAGAUCCUCUGCAAGGUCCCUUAAUACACAAUAAUUACGCAUUGGCUGAGGAAGAUCGUCAGACACUUUUACGUUUUAUACGUUAUAUACAAAAGCUGGUGAACACCUCGGUUUUCAAGUAUUAUGGCUUGGAAUUAAUUACCAUACCCAUUGAAGAAUGUGAUCAGUUUUUGCAUGAUUCCAAUGACUAUUGGCUGUGCUACAUAAAAUAUUUCUAUGUAAGUGCCUGGCAUGCUGUAGGCACUUGUCGCAUGGGUCCUGCUACCGAUCCCUCAGCAGUGGUGGAUGCGCGAUUAAGGGUUCAUGGCAUUAGAGGUUUGCGAGUGAUAGAUGCCAGUAUUAUGCCAAAUAUUACUAGUGGCAAUACUAAUGGUCCCACCAUUAUGAUUGCCGAAAGAGCUGCCCAAUUAAUAAAAGAUGAUUGGUUAAAUAAUAUAUAGUAGCGUAGCGAUUUUAGAGAUAUUUAGGCAAUUUUAAAUGCAAUUUAGU